Molecule: messenger RNA, 2305 nt
Organism: Dendroctonus ponderosae (mountain pine beetle)
Lineage: Eukaryota; Metazoa; Arthropoda; Insecta; Coleoptera; Curculionidae
Gene: Mad1
Product: mitotic spindle assembly checkpoint protein MAD1
Biological process (GO): mitotic spindle assembly checkpoint signaling; attachment of mitotic spindle microtubules to kinetochore
Cellular component (GO): mitotic spindle; nuclear envelope; kinetochore
Source: RefSeq, a predicted model, not a curated record
GCGACGAAAGUGAAUGAAACCAUAAUCAAAAUCGUUAGGGAACUGCAUACGGUCGGCAAUCCGAACAUGGCUGGCCCCGACAAAACGCCGCUAAAACGGACUUUUAGCCCGUGCUCGUUAGAGAGUAGCAUGGAUGAAGGGACGCCCUUGAAAAGGCUGAAAAGGGAGAGCACACUUAACCUAUCUUGCCGGGCUUCGCCCAUGGAGGUGAAUCAUAUGAGGCACGAACUGCGGACAGCUAAAGCCACCGUGCUUGAUUUGGAGCAUCGAAUCCAGCAGAUGCACAAUGCUCGAAAAGCUAUGGAGGAGGUGUUCGACAGUGAAACUAAAUCUUUGAAGAGACAGCAUGAGUACGAUAGGAAGACUAUUGAAGAGCUGGAAGAUCAUCUUCAGACUGUUAGGAGAAGAGAGACUGCAGUAAAGUUGGAACUCUCAGAGAUUAAAGCCAAGUACGAGCAAUUGAAGGUGGCCUCUGACGAGGAAAUUAUGGCCCUGGAAAAAGAAAUUGCAGACUUGAAGAAUGACUCGCAUUGUGCGAACACCGAAGGCAGCAUCGAGUCAUUUAAGUUGAAGAGAAAGAUUGAAGAACUGCAGUAUGUCUUGCAUGCUGCAGAAGCAGAUGCCGAAGUCCAAAAGAAGUUGGCUGCCGAACUUGCAAAACAGCUAAACGAAAAGAACUCGACUGAUAUCGAACUAGAGCAGGCCAACGUCGAGCUGCAGAAGGCCAAAAACCAAAUUAGGCAGUUGAAAAUGGCGAAGGAGGACUACUUGGAGGCCCAACAACAAGCAAAGUCACAAGCCCACAAAUUGGCAAAAUUCGCAGAAAUGGAGAAGGAAAAUGCGCAGCUUAAAGAGGAUUUCGCGCGGCUGAAAGACAACUUAAAGAACAAACUUCUACUGGAGGAAGAAGUACAUGACUUGAAAAACCGGCUGACAAAGUCAAAAGAGCUGGAAAAGCGGGCAGCUGAGCUUCGAGCAAAGUGCGAUCAAAACGAAAUGUAUCUUAGCGAAUGGAAGGCUGUGGCUAGAGGUUUUUGCGAGACCACCGAAAGUGACGCUGUUCUACCACAUCUGCUUCGGUCGGCGAUUGAACGACUGCAGCAGCAAGAACUUUCGCUUACAGCGGAAAAAGUGGACUUUGAAGGCCAGCUGAAGUCUGCCCAGCUUGCAGCAAAACUAGCGCAGAGUCAACUAGAUAAACACCAAAAGCACAUCAACGACUUGAAAUCGACUGGAGAGGCAAAGCAGACGCUAAUUCAUCGGCUACAGAAAAAGUUACUGUUGAUUAGCCGUGAAAGGGACAGCUACAGAUUGCAGUUGGAUUCCUACGAAAGGGACUUGACAAUGGUGGCCAGCUGUAAUGAUGGCGCCGAGCCGGGCUCCAGCAUUGCUCAGAGGCAGAAGGAAAGAAUCGACAGCCUGGAGAAGAUCAUCGAUGGCUACAGAGAUCUGCUGGCUAAGCUCGAGAGCGACCUGCAAGAAGCUCAGCCGCAACUUUAUGCAGAAUCCGUCCCUGUAAGGCAACAGCAACUGUCCAGACUUCAAGAUGAUGUUGCUAAGUUGCGGCACGAGAACGAACAGUUGCGCGAAGCGCGCGACAAAUUGGAAAUUCAACUGGAAUCGUUGUCUGAAGGGCAAGACAUAGUGAGUGAAGGACAGGUCGUCCAUUUGGCCUCAAACCCGUUUUCGGAAGGAGUUGGCAGAAGGGAACAACAAUUGGAGCAAUUGAAGGAGGAAAACCUUCGGCUCAAGUCCAAAUUGAAGAAAAUGGAAGAAGGCAUCGAAACAAGUAAACUGGGUGAUGUUUCAAUUUGCCCUAAAGAAGUCCAGGCCCUCAAAGAGCAAAUCAAGAACAAUGAGAAGCAAACUCAAAGACUGAAAGACUAUUUCAAGACGUCGAUGCAGGAUUUCCGUAACGUGAUUUACAUGCUGUUCGGUUACAAAAUCGAUAGACCGUCAAAUUCCAGCAUCUACAAGUUAAGGAACAUGUACGCUGAGAGUGCUGAUAACAUUCUGUGUUUCGAAGUGAAUCAAGAGGGCGAUCUGAACUUGCUGGAGAAUGAAUUCAGUGCCACUUUGGGCUCUAUGAUCGAUUUGCAUUUGAUUCAUCAGAAUUCGAUUCCGGUGUUUCUAAGCGCCAUUACGAUGGACUUGUUCCAUCAAAAAACUAUCACUUGACUGUGCUGAAUUUAUAUGGUUUAUUUUCGCUGAAUGUAUUUGGUAAUUUUAUUUUCAAAUGCGACACAUUUUGAAGCUUUUUGUUUUCAUGUUGUUAAUUAUAAGGAUAAUUUUUCUUUCGGGUCAA